CUGGUGUUUACUCCGCAGGCGCGAGCGCGCGAGGCUCCGGGGCGGUGCGGGGCGGCGCCUAGUGCUAGUGGGCACAGCAGGUCCCAGUCGAGCGUCGCUGUUAUCGCGGGGCUGAGGUCGUCUCAGCAGCCAUGGCGAAAAGUAGACUUACCGAACGAUCGCAGACUGGGGCACUCCGUACGACCCCAGCGGGGGACCGGACAGUGGGGACGCAGAGUCCCACGGAGCCAGGCAGCGGAGACCCCCUGAAGGAAAAAGCCUGUGUAGAAGCUGGGUCAGCAAGAAUGUCGCUUCUUAUAUUGGUGUCCAUUUUCUUAUCUGCAGCUUUUGUUAUGUUUUUGGUAUAUAAAAAUUUUCCUCAGCUUAGUGAAGAAGAAAGAGUGAAUAUGAAGGUUCCCAGAGAUAUGGAUGAUGCCAAGGCUCUAGGAAAAGUUUUAUCCAAAUAUAAGGACACCUUUUAUGUACAAGUACUUGUAGCAUAUUUUGCUACAUAUAUUUUCUUGCAAACAUUUGCUAUUCCAGGCUCCAUAUUCCUCAGUAUACUCUCAGGGUUUCUUUAUCCCUUUCCACUGGCCUUAUUUCUUGUUUGUUUGUGUUCUGGACUCGGUGCCUCAUUCUGCUACAUGCUCUCGUAUUUAGUUGGGAGGCCAGUUGUGUACAAAUACCUAACAGAGAAAGCAGUAAAAUGGUCACAGCAGGUUGAACGUCAUAGAGAACAUCUCAUUAACUACAUUAUAUUUUUGAGAAUAACACCAUUUCUGCCUAAUUGGUUUAUUAACAUUACAUCUCCUGUAAUAAAUGUACCUUUGAAAGUUUUUUUUAUUGGCACUUUUCUAGGUGUCGCACCUCCCUCUUUUGUAGCGAUCAAGGCAGGAACAACACUCUACCAGCUUACAACAGCAGGGGAAGCUGUUUCCUGGAACUCAGUAUUUGUUCUAAUGAUUUUGGCUCUUCUCUCUAUCCUCCCAGCCAUCUUCCAAAAAAAACUAAAGCAGAAAUUUGUGUGAAUAAAUCAUCUGGCUUUUAGUUUUCCUAUCAUCAUCAUCAUCUCAGGAUUGGCAGGUUUAUGUGUUAAAAUCACCUCUUUAGUAAUUGAAACAAGGGAUUUGUAAAAUAAAAUUUCCUAUGAGACAGUUAAAAUAACGCAUUUAAGUGUCACGGGACAGAAGAAAAUGAGAAUGAAAAUUGAUGUACUAUGGAAAAUGCUGUCAAUAGUUAUGGUAGCCAUCUUGUAAAUUACUAUUCCAAGGGUAGCUAUAGAUAAUUAGUAACGGCAUGGUAAGAAAUUCUUGACCUAGUUGAUUCAAUUUAAUAUAUUCAUGAACUGGCUAUAGAUACUUACCCUUGACUUGAUAUUUUAAUAUUUUUCUCUCUUAUCUCUUAGUAAUAACUAAAAUACAUAUAUAAAAGCAAAGAUUCUAGAUUUUUAUAAAUAAUAUUGUAGUUCUGGCUAAUACUGGCCUUUCAGAGCAUAAACUUAAAACUAAAGCUCUAAAGAUAUUUACAUCUUUUUCCUCUUUUUCUCUUUGCGGUAAUGGAUUUGUUUAGAAGUUGCAUCUUAGUGGACUACUGAAUUUGGAAAGAUAUCAAGUUAUAUUUAUUUAGUGAAUUUUAUUAUUGUUUUUUGCUGUUCUAGAUUAUAUCAUGGAUUAGUCUGAAAUUUAAAAUUCUGACCAGUCUAUUUUCAUCUUUUUUUCUAGUUUUCACAGUAUUUCCACUGUGCAUAUACAAAAUGGUGAUUACAUGAUAAUUGUAUCAUAUUGGUGAUAAUUUAUAUUCAGAAAUGUUUUGUUACUCAGUUCCCCUCUACUAUCUCAAAAGGGGAUCAAAAAAGCAAACAUUCAAAGUAUGUAGUUUUUAGAUGUUAGAUUUAAUAUUACUUUAUAUUUUGAAACAGAAACAGUGACAGCGCAACAUUUAAGUAGUUAAAUAUAGUUUAUUUGUUCAAUGACUGUAAAAUUUACCUCAUUUAUUUAUUAGUCUGGUCAUUAAAGUAUGUAUUAUGUAAUUAUCCUUUGCAUGAUACACUUACAGAAUGCCUUGUUUCAUUUCUGUUGAUGGCUUUUUUGUUUGGAGCUGCUUUUGAUUAAUGCAGUUUCCCAAUUUAGUGUUUUCACUUUUUAUAACUCAAAGUAUAAUUAACUUCUCACAUGAUAACUACUCUAUUUCAAUAGUCCUGGAAAAACGAAACAGCGUUUUGCUGGUAUAUG
Messenger RNA from Rhinolophus ferrumequinum (greater horseshoe bat), 2210 nucleotides. RefSeq names its product transmembrane protein 41B (gene TMEM41B). NCBI's taxonomy places the organism in Eukaryota, Metazoa, Chordata, Mammalia, Chiroptera, Rhinolophidae. The transcript is spliced from 8 exons. Gene Ontology annotation, cellular component: endoplasmic reticulum membrane. The record is from RefSeq and is a predicted model, not a curated record. The coding region runs from base 132 to 1007 and encodes 291 amino acids.